Phalaenopsis equestris is the source of this 1500-nucleotide messenger RNA. RefSeq lists its product as uncharacterized. The record is from RefSeq and is a predicted model, not a curated record. Gene Ontology annotation, biological process: protein transport. The transcript has 5 exons. Bases 80 to 1384 code for a protein of 434 amino acids. NCBI's taxonomy places the organism in Eukaryota, Viridiplantae, Streptophyta, Magnoliopsida, Asparagales, Orchidaceae.
CUGACGUUAAAGACGGCCUCUGAAGGUCUGCACGGGGAGCCGGAGCUUCUCCUCUAUUCUUCCAUCAAACAGCAGAAAAAUGGGGAUCUGCUGCCUCUACGCGCUCUGUCGGAGAACCUCACGUGACAUAAAGAAACUAAAGACACUCCUCGGCCUCACCGUCUCCCGCCUCGCCCUCCUCCGCACCCAGCGUCAAAUUCGCUGCGCCCAAGCCGAAGCUGAUGUAGCCCAACUCCUCCUCCUCGGCCACCGUGAUCGCGCCCUCCUCCGCGCGGAGAUGGUGAUCAAAGAGCGCAAUACGCUGGAUGUCUUCGCCAUGGUGGAGAGCUACUGCCACCUGCUUACAGAGCGCGCAUUCCUCUUCCACAACCAGAAGGAAUGUCCGGAGGAGCUGCGUGAGGCUGCUGCUGGAUUGGCUUUUGCGGCCUCACGGUGCGGUGAUCUGCCGGAGCUGAGAGAGAUACGCCGCAUCUUCACGUCUAGAUUCGGAAAGGAAUUCACGACUGCGGCUGCGGAGCUGCGCAAUAAUUGCGGCGUCAGUGGUAAGUUGGUACAGAAGUUUUCUACAAGACAGCCAAGCCUGGAAAUCAGGGCGAAAGUCACGAAAGAAAUAGCCAUAGAGAAAGGCAUCAAGGUGGAACUAGCCGAACCUCCCGUGGACACUGAAGAGUUGAUUCAGAACCCCAACCUUCAGAGGAAGAAGCAGCAGGCCAAAGCAGCAAUGGAUUUACCAUGCACCGCCUGUGAUCUUCACGACCUCCUGGAAGAUGAAAAGCUCGAAAUAAUGGCUCAGAAGAAGUACAAGGAUGCAGGAAGCGCAGCGCUAGCUGCCUUUGAGUCCGCAGCCUAUGCAGCAGCCGCAGCCAGAACCGCUGUAGAACUCUACCGAUCAGAAUCAGAGAGAAUUAGAAAUCAUUCCAGCAAUCCCGGCAAGCAGAAGCCAGAGAACUGCUUAUUCCCUUCAGCUUCAUGCUGCAGUUCUAUAGACCUCGGCUGCAGAGCCAGGAAGGUGAGUUCUCUCCGACAUGACCUGGAGAAUCCGAGAGGCAAAGAGAUUCAGAACGAAAUUGAUGAGAGUAGUGAUAGUGAUGAGGAACUGAUGAGGCUCGCCUCCAAGGCUUUGGUGCCGAUGAACAGAGCUCAGAGCUUUGCAGGACUGAGAGAGAUGGAUCUGAAAGGCAAAAUGGGCGAUUUAGACUCUAAAAACGAAGAUGGAGAUAAGGAGGAUGAGCUUGAAGAGGUGAAUGAGAUGGCCAUUAUAGCAGUGGUGGAAGCAUCAAAGAAAGGAAACAGGCUCGCAGGAAAUGGUUUUGAGAAGAAGGUUGAGGCUGAGCGGAAUUCUUUGUCGAGGGCCAGUUCUUUCUCUGUCAGGACUCGAAGAUGAUAUAUAUUAAUAUAUACAUUGGAUAGUAGUUGCAGGCAUGCAACAUUUUUAUGUAGAUUUGAUCCUGCUCAUCUGUUGGGUUUUGAUGCAGUAAUAAUGUAUUAAUUGCAUAUUUU